Lasiosphaeria miniovina is the source of this 1110-nucleotide messenger RNA. RefSeq lists its product as uncharacterized. The record is from RefSeq and is a predicted model, not a curated record. The coding region runs from base 1 to 1110 and encodes 369 amino acids. Gene Ontology annotation, molecular function: 2-oxoglutarate-dependent dioxygenase activity. The transcript has a single exon. NCBI's taxonomy places the organism in Eukaryota, Fungi, Ascomycota, Sordariomycetes, Sordariales, Lasiosphaeriaceae.
AUGCUUCACACAUCAUGCAGAUGUGCGACGAGAUCAGCCCGUAUUUCUGCCCUGAACCCCCGCGCCUCUGGCGGCCUUCGCAGCCUCGCCACAGCUCACGAGGCAUUUGCGCCGGUUGAUGUCGCAAAGUUUAAAUAUGAAGCUUUCGACAUUAAAGAGCCGCUCGUCAUACGCCCCAACAGGCCACCCCCAACACAGUUAGAAAAUGCACUCGCUGCAGCCGCCAAUGUCCACCACCAGACGCCGCCUGUCAAUCUGCCCGCCCUCACUAAGUGGUUCACACAGGCGUCUCCGUCAGAGAACGGGACGCCUCUCUUGACGCCAUUAUGGAACAAAUAUCACAGUCUUGUUCUGCCAUUUGAGCUCGUUCUGCCGCCGGCCGCAGAAUGGGCCACGGGUUCUGGCAGCUCCCGUCUCUCGGCCUUCUUGAGCUGGCUGUCGGAGUCUAGCGGGCCGUUGCACAAAGAUAUGGCGGCGGCUUUACGGGAGCUGGUCUCGUCCCUUCCCCAGGCUCCGUACUCGGACGCAGACACCCGGUUUCUGCGAUUCGACGCCCCAUUGGCGCUCCUUGACGCGGGCUUGCAAUACAACAAGGCGUCCGCCAGCCCAGACCAGUACAUUGACCAGCUGUACAUUGCGCAGGCUCCUCUAAACACGCUGCCCCCAGAUCUGCAGGCUGACGUCCCCACCCCGGACCUCGUCAGAGAGGCCGGUAACGGCGACAUCUACGACUCCAGCAUCUGGAUCGGCCUGGAGCCGACGUACACGCCGUGGCACAAGGACCCGAACCCCAAUCUGUUCUGCCAGAUGUGCAGCUCCAAGCUGGUCCGGAUGCUCCCGCCGCAGCGCGGCGCCCAGGUCUACGACAGUGUCCGGGCCGGGCUGGGCUAUACACGCACCCUCGGCUUCCGCGGCGACGAGAUGAUGCAGGGCCCGGAACGGCGCGCUCUUCUCGAGUCGGUGUGGGGCGACGAGGUCCCGUCCGACAUGCUCGAGGUGCUCGUGAACCCUCAAGACGUGCUGUUCAUCCCCAAGAGGUGGUGGCACAGCGUGAAAAGCGUGGGCAGCAGCGGCCAGCUCAACGGGUCUGUUAAUUGGUGGUUCCGGUGA